Molecule: messenger RNA, 1046 nt
Organism: Chrysoperla carnea
Lineage: Eukaryota; Metazoa; Arthropoda; Insecta; Neuroptera; Chrysopidae
Product: retinol-binding protein pinta-like
Exons: 5
Coding region: 42-962 (306 amino acids)
Cellular component (GO): membrane
Molecular function (GO): phosphatidylinositol bisphosphate binding
Source: RefSeq, a predicted model, not a curated record
UUGGACAAAUCAGAUGUGUUGUUAAGAAUCAAUUAUAAAACAUGGAUCAAGCAUUACAUUCAAAUCGUUCAAGUGUUUUAAAAUAUUAUAACAAAAGUGAAAAAGAUGUUCAAAGUGAUGUGAAUAUUAUUUUGGAAUCAUUGGAAAAAAAAGCUCACUUUCCAAAAAUUAAAGAUGAAAAUGCAUUAAGGAAUAAAAUUGAAGCCUUUUUAAUAUUUAAUAAAUUUCAUAUUGAGAAAACAAAGCAAAAAUUAGAUUUAUGUUAUUCGUAUCGAAAUAUUUAUCCAGAAUUUUUUGAUAAUUGGGAUCCAUGUAGUGCCGAAUUUGAAAAAACAUUCAGCAUUUUUCGCUACACACCACUUCCAUAUCUUACAAAAGAAUUAAAUCGUGUUAGUUUUAUCGAAUUAACAGAUAAAGUUCACGAUAAUUUUGAGCCACUUACACAUUUUAAAACAUUUUUAAUGUCAUUUGAAACUCGAAUUUCACAUGAUUGUAACGCAGGAGAAAUUAUCAUCUAUGAUUGUUCAAAAGCCAAUCUUAAUAUUGUUAAACAAUUAACACCAUCUAUACUAAAAAAGGCUGUGGAUAUUAAUCUAAAAGGAUAUAGUGUCCGAUUAGCUGGCUUACAUUUAUUACAUCCACCGAACGGUUUACCAAUUUUAUUAACUAUUUUAAAAGCCCUCGUAAAACCGAAAAUAUAUGAGCGUAUUCACUUACAUAAUGAUUUGGAAUCCUUACAUAAAGCUAUUUCAAAAGAAUAUUUACCAAAAAAUUUGGGUGGAGAGCUAACUGACAGCCAAAUAUUAACAGAUACAUGGUAUGGCAUAUUGAAAAAUAACCGUGUUAAUUUAAUAGAAGAAUCAAAAUUACGGACAGAUGAAUCAAAGAGAAUUGAAAAAUUAAACGAAGAUGAAUUUUUUGGAUCAAUGCAUGGAUCAUUUAAGAAAUUAGAAUUUGAUUAAUAUCUAAAUAACUUUGUAUUAGUUGUAAUAAUUCUUAGGUUCCAUUAGUUUCCAAUACUUACAAAGUUUUUAAUAAAACUUUAA